Molecule: messenger RNA, 4267 nt
Organism: Mustela lutreola (European mink)
Lineage: Eukaryota; Metazoa; Chordata; Mammalia; Carnivora; Mustelidae
Gene: AJAP1
Product: adherens junctions associated protein 1
Exons: 6
Coding region: 143-1387 (414 amino acids)
Cellular component (GO): adherens junction; plasma membrane; cell-cell contact zone
Molecular function (GO): beta-catenin binding
Source: RefSeq, a predicted model, not a curated record
GCGCCCCGCGGCCGGCGGGCGGCGGGCGGCGGCGGACCGAGAGCCGGAGACCGGCGCCGCGGGACGGAAGCGAGCGGGCGCGGGCGCCGCGCAGAUGGCCGGGGCGAGCAAGGUCUGAGGCUCCGCUCCCCGAAACGUGACCAUGUGGAUUCAACAGCUUUUAGGACUCAGUUCCAUGUCCAUCCGCUGGCCGGGCUGCUCCCUAGGAAGCCAUGCUUGGAUACUUAUAGCCAUGUUCCAGCUCGCCAUGGAUCUGCCCUCGUGUGAGUCCCUCGGCCCGGGCCCCGACUUCCGGCUCCUGCCCCGGCCGCCGCAGCGGCCACCGCGGCUGUGGAGUUUGAAGAGCGGACAGGCGGCGCGCCUCUCUGUGCCCGUGUGGAGCCCGCGCCCGGCCCGCGUGGAGCGCAGCCACGGGCAGGUGCCGAGUCCGCGUGCCAAACGGGCACACAGACCCAGGGACCAGGUGGCCGCCCUGGCGCCCAGAGCGGGGCUCGCCAAGCCCCCAGCUGCUGCCAAAUCCAGCCCUUCCCUGGGCUCCUCCUCCUCGUCCCCGUCCCCCGCGGCGGGUAGCGGGGCCACCACGGACCCGCAGGCCCUCCUGCGGAGGGAGAAGAGGCACCUGCAGGGGGCCGGCUCCAGCGGUUUUGAUUUCCGGGGCAGCAGGCCCACCACAGAGACGGAGUUCAUCGCCUGGGGGCCCACGGGGGAGGAGGAGGCCCCGGAAUCCAACACAUUCCCAGGGCUUUAUGGCCCCACCACGGCCUCCACCUCACAGACACGGAAGACAACGGUGGCCACCGCCACCACCACCGCCACAGCCACCACGGCCACCUCCACUACGCUGCAGACUAAGGGGGUCACGGAGCCCCUGGGCCCCAGGAAUAGGAUCCCGAUUGGGGUUAGCACAACAGAGCCUUCCACCAGUCCCAGCAAAGACGACGGCGAAGACGGCAAGCCCCCGCGGAUUCUGGGGGAGACCUCAGGUCUGGCUGUCCAUCAGAUUAUCACCAUCACUGUCUCCCUCAUCAUGGUCAUAGCUGCUCUGAUUACAACUCUUGUCUUAAAAAACUGCUGCGCCCAAAGCGGGAACACGCGUCGGAACAGCCACCAGCGGAAGGUCAACCAGCAGGAGGAGAGCUGCCAGAACUUGACGGACUUCACCCCCGCCCGGGUGCCCAGCAGCCUGGACAUCUUCACGGCCUAUAAUGAGACCCUGCAGUGCUCCCACGAGUGUGUCCGGGCGUCCGUGCCCAUGUACACCGACGAGACGCUACACCCGACAGCCGAGUACAAAUCCACGUUUAACGGGAACCGACCCUCCUCCUCUGAUCGGCACCUUAUUCCUGUGGCCUUUGUGUCUGAGAAAUGGUUUGAAAUCUCCUGCUGACUGGCCGAAGUCUUGUUUACCUCCUGGGGGCAGGGCAGACGCCACGUGUCUGUAUCAUGGAUUCCGUUGGUGAACCUGUAAAAAAAAUUUAAAAAAAAAAAUUUAAAAAAUUAAAAAAAAUUAAACACACACACACACACACACACACAGAGACAAAACCUAAUCUAGACUCUCUACGGGGAGGGUCCCCAUGCCUACCGCUUCAGUUUGCCGGUGGGGAGCUCAAAGAGCAGGACGCUAUAGGCCAAAUAUAUUUUUAUAAAAAUGCUCACGCCUAUGGGGGAACUGCCUUCUGCCAGAGUUGUCUUUGGAGGACAGAGAAGAAAAGCAAGAAAGCAGCGGCAGACGGAGAAGAAAGGCCAACAGGAAGCUCCUGGAGCCUGGGAUUUGGACUGAUUCUGAACCUUUGCCAAUAAUACCAUUAUGUGCCAUGUAGUGACCCGAAGGACUUGGUGACCGCAGCGAAGCCAAGUGAACCACGUGUAGAAACCUGACCGCAACAGGGGGCGGGAAUCUUCCAAUAGAGUUGCUAUUUCUGGUUAAUAUACAUAUAUAAAUAUUAAAUACACCAGACACACACACACACACACUUUUUUUGUACUGUAGCAAUUUUUGAAGACCUUCAAUGUUCCUUUUUAAAAAAAAAAAUGUUAUCGGUUCCAGAACCUGGUUUAUUUACCAUGCUUAGUAUGAACAGAAUAAACUGCUGUUUUCUACUUUGGCAACAUAUCACACACACAGGCACACGCACACGCGGGCCCACACGCGUGCGCACACGCACACACGCAUAGAGACGCCGACACUGGAAACGCGGUUCCACGAGUGAGCAUACCCCCUCCGGUGACCCGGCCUCCCGUUGCCGCCCGUCCCCGGGGACAGCCGGGACCGCGCAGACCGACCCCUCCCAACACCCUACCUUGGCUGGUAUCUGGUGAGUGGCUCUAGAUGCAGGCUUUCUUGUCUCAAGCCAGAGUCGAGAAUGCCAUGGUUGUACAGACCUGCAUGUAGGGAGAGAGAGAGAGAGAUGCGUGAACGUGACCUUGUUUUUUUUUCUCAUUGAGUUGUUUGAAGGAGCUACUCACAGCCACGCACACGUGUACGUACGUGGUCGGCUGCUUACAGAUGGGCCGAGCAUCAGCCCGGGCGGGGGGCGGAUUCUUAACCAUCCUUGUGUUACACAAGCGUAGACCGAAUUAAAGAAAAUUUUCCAGUUCCACAAAUUAAAGGAAUCUAUCCUUAGAAUGUGUGUGCGUAUGUCAGAACAGAACUCAGACAUCUACGAGGGCCCCCGUUGGUUGGAAAACGAGAAAGAAAUCCGUGUGCCAAGGAUCCAGGCUACUCCCACGGGGGCCGUGCCCUGGAGCGCACCCCACAUUUGUUUCACGCAUGUUGGGGGACAGGUCGCUGCUCUUUCUAGAGCCUAAGCACGGCCUGCAAUCUUGGUGAGGACUGGUGCAAAGACGCUGUCUCUCGCUCGUGCUGGUUGGCCAACAUCUGUGUUUUUGCCAUCAAGAAUCCUACAGUGGGGUUUCCCAGUGGAAAGAGGGGCUCGAGGCUGAAGCCUCGGGGAGAGGAUCACGAACCCAUGGGAUUCGUGAGAAACACUGCCAUGUUUGGGGAGCACAGCUCCCUCCCCAGUGGUGCCCCAGUGCCCCAUUGUGCCCUGGGAGUGACGGGAGGCUCCGUUGGAUGCUGUUUUCUCCUCACGGGGAUCCCAAAUUCGAUGCCUGUGGCCUGCCCUCUAUGAAUGGCCCGCGGGUGAUGGUGAUUUCACCAGGAGGUUGUGUGAACCCAUCUCGUGAAAUGCCCCGUAGACCAGGUCAGAACGUUGCCGGUCAGGUGGGCAGCUAAGCUCGUGCCUCCGUACUGGCCAGGCUGGUGACCCCUUUCUUCCAUCAGGCUCAGUCUCCCUGUGCAACACCUUGAAAUAUGCUUCCACAUCUCUUGGAAUGUGGGAGACCAAGUGAGUCCAGGGGAGGAAGGAACCGUAGUGCUAGGUCUGUAUUGUUGGGAAUCGCCCGCCACGUGGGGAAGCCCCAUUUGGGGGCUGGGUUUGGUUUUGUCGCUUUCCCCCAAAGCUCCGGCACACGCCUGCUGCUGGCGUCUCCGGUUUCCGGGGCUCACCUGCAUGGCGCUGGAAGGCACACCUCUCUCCAUCGGUCACCCCGUUCAUCCAUCUCAUUCCCUGCGGGUUUUUGGAGGUGGCGCAGGGGCCUUCCUGACUCAGGUGGGCGCAGCUCGGUGUGAGUGCAAGGCAAGGGCUGUUGGUGCCCGCCGGGGCAACAGAAGCUGCGCUCUGCUCCCCAACACCCUGAGUUCCAGGGAGCCUGGCUGAGGAGGAGGUGGCAGCAGGGGGCCUGUUUGUUUACCGGCAGCAGGAACCUGGGAUUCCUGAUAAAGCCACAGUUUGGUGCCCACACCUCCUGUCGGACUGCUGCUCAGCCCCUUCCUCGGGCCUCGGGCUGCACUCCCGACACCUGAACUCUUUCCAGAGCACCACAGGAUGCCCAGCUUUCGAAGGAUGCUUAGAGUCACCAAGUCCCCCAGACACACACAGCCCCCUGGGCCGGCUCUCCGGGCCACACACACAGCCGACAGGGGCCCACACGUUUCCCACCUGGGAGUCUGCUUGCAGUUCACAUCUGUCAGAACAAAUCCAUCUCGGGGAAGGCUAGUGUUCCAGGAUGCUCGACGGAGUGUGUGCAUGUAGGGAUUUUGGUUUUUCCAUGGUCCCCGAGAAAUGUGGAAGCACCAGCUCUGCACAGGGGCUGGUCAAGGAAGGCGUGCAGGCGUAGGAAUUCCGCUCUGCCCGUGAGAACGUCCGUAACGUGAGAUCGUACAGGCGUUCCCAGAGUCAGGCCCUGUGCACGACGCUGUGUG